CUUCUAAUCGUUAUCACCUUUGCAAUAAAAUUCUUUCCCAUAAAAAAUAAAUCAGACUCGCUUUCGGCCCGACACUACUUUCUAUGGCUUAACUUCAUUGUUCACCAUGUCAAUUUGCAGUUCAUCGGCCCGACAGAUAACAAAUCUUGCAGCAUAGGCCUCGAGAUCUUGUUUGCGAAGCUUUCAGUAAAUCCUCAACUAGAUCAUCUUCGUCACAAGUUUCUUCGAUCGGGGUAAAAGGUACCUGGUGGUGCCUGGGCUGGGGCGAAGUCGUCGGUCACUUUGACUGCGCAUUUGACGUAGUGACGUAUAUGACGUCCCAAUGAUCCAGUGGAGAUGUACGGAUUUGUAGUGUUGAGGCUGGGAAUCAUGGUACGCUCGUCACCCUCUGGUCGGUCACUUCCUCUUGCACAAAGACAAAAGUUUCGUGCAGGGCUUCGUAAAUUUCGUCCUCUGGAUCCUCCAAAGUAUAUUCUUCCACCAAGUUCCCUUCAACACCCCCGCUCGUCGUAG
Molecule: messenger RNA, 513 nt
Organism: Periconia digitata
Lineage: Eukaryota; Fungi; Ascomycota; Dothideomycetes; Pleosporales; Periconiaceae
Source: the annotation of a GenBank genome assembly